Messenger RNA from Auxenochlorella protothecoides, 1551 nucleotides. RefSeq names its product putative transporter. Gene Ontology annotation, biological process: endoplasmic reticulum to cytosol auxin transport. The transcript is spliced from 5 exons. Bases 1 to 1551 code for a protein of 516 amino acids. NCBI's taxonomy places the organism in Eukaryota, Viridiplantae, Chlorophyta, Trebouxiophyceae, Chlorellales, Chlorellaceae. Gene Ontology annotation, cellular component: membrane. The record is from RefSeq and is a predicted model, not a curated record.
AUGGAGCCAUCCGGCGGUUCCGCCGGCCAGCUCCUAGUGUCCUCGGCGCUGCCCGUCGUAGAGAUGUGCCUCAUCGGGGGCAUUGGCGGCCUCAUGGUGCACAAGAAGCUGUUUGACGCCUCCAGCUGCACCGCCCUAGCCCGGGCCUGCCUCUUCAUCUUCAUUCCCUGCCUGACCUUCGGCAAGCUGGCACAGUCCGUGACCCUGGACUCGGUGCUCUACCUCUGGCCCCUCGUAGCCAACAUCGUGGUCAGUCUCCCCGUGGGCCUGGCCCUGGGCUGGGCGGCGGCCCGCCUCACCGGCAUGCCCCGUGCCUACACCCCACACGCCAUGUGCUGCGUGGCCUUUGGCAACGUGGGCAACCUGCCCCUGGUCUUCGUGGCAGCGCUGUGCCACGACCCGCACACCAUCUUCUUCCGCCGCCUGGGCGCGCCCUGCGAGGUCCUGGGCAUGUCCUACACCGCCUUUGCCAUCCUGGGUGCCACGGUGCUGCAGUUCACCGUGGCCAUCCAGCUGCUUAAGCCCGAGCUGGAGCUGGCGGUGGAGGUGGUGGGCGGCCGGGCGGGCGACUUCAGGCUGGGGCCAGGGUCGGACGCUGCAGCAGGCGCCGGGGCCCCAACCCGCGGCGCCGCCGCCGACGACCCCGCGUCGCGCCAGUGUCAGCAGGCACCAGGAAAGCGCGGCGCGGGGUCGGAGGAGGAGGGGCACAUGCUGGCCGCCGAGCACCCUCAGCCGAUCUGGGAGCUUGCGCGGCGCGAGGACUCGGACGCCACGCUGGACCUCCGCAGCGGCUCCCUGCUCAGCGUGGAGCUGCCGCUCAUGUCCUCGCCGCGCAUGGACUCGGCCGCCGGCCUCGCCGCAGAGCGGGAGGGCGCGGGCGAGGGGGCGCGACUGCUGCCGGGCGCGGCCGCGCCGGUACCCGAGCGCCACGAGCCAGGCGCGGGGCAGCGCGCUGCGAAUUCCUUUCGCGGGCGGCUCAGACACAGCGCGCGGCGGCUGGCGGCCGUGCCCUGGGCCUCCUUCUUCCCGCUGCCCACGCAGGCGGCGCUGGCCGGCGUGGUCGUGGGCUGCAUCGCGCCCGUGCGGAACGCCCUGUAUGGCCACGAUGCGCCCCUCACCUUCCUGGGGGACACGAUAGAGACCCUGGGCAACGGGCUCAUCCCCUGCACCAUCGUCCUCCUGGGGGCGGUGCUGUACAGGAGCUCACGCAGCGCCAGCAACACGCUGUCUACGGCGUCAGUCGCAGCCACCAUCGCCAGCCGGCUGGUGUUCUGCCCGGCGAUCAUGACCGGCCUUAUCAUGCUGGCCCUCAAACUCAAGCUCAUCCAGCCCGUGGACCCCCUGUUUGUGCUGUGCCUCCUCCUGCCAAACUGCAGCCCGACCGCCAUCAACAUCCAGACGAUGACGGUGCUGUACAAGCAUGGCGAGGCCGAGGUGAGCAAGCUCCUCUUCUGGUGCUACAUUGCGGCGGUGCUCACGUUGCCGGCGUGGACCUGGGUCUUCCUCCAAAUAAUCCAGCGAAUAGACUUCCCCCCGCGGCCGGGAACAUGA